ACGGCACGGCCAUCACGCCCUCGUCCUACUAGGCUGCCACAUCGAACCUCUCGCGUCUCGUUUCCACCGCGUGCCCACCACACACCCAUACCAGUCGAUGCGUCUUCUAAGGUACGACGAAGAUGGCCGCCUUACUAUCACCAGCUUCGACGAUAA
Molecule: messenger RNA, 156 nt
Organism: Bipolaris oryzae ATCC 44560
Lineage: Eukaryota; Fungi; Ascomycota; Dothideomycetes; Pleosporales; Pleosporaceae
Exons: 1
Source: RefSeq, a predicted model, not a curated record